Molecule: messenger RNA, 455 nt
Organism: Austrofundulus limnaeus
Lineage: Eukaryota; Metazoa; Chordata; Actinopteri; Cyprinodontiformes; Rivulidae
Product: galactose-specific lectin nattectin
Source: RefSeq, a predicted model, not a curated record
GCUGUGACCCGGGACUGUGUGGCUCCUGCCCACCUGAUUGGACCCCUUAUGACCAGCAAUGCUACCUGUUCACAAGACACGAGACCACCUGGAAUAAUGCCGAGGAGGCCUGCAGCCUGUAUGAUGCACACCUGACCUCCAUUCAGGGACCGGAUCAGUACGCCUUCCUGAGGAGACUCAUUGUUGAAACCACAGGAACCAACACCACAACCUGGGUCGGAGGUACCAACUUACAUGAUCACGGUGAGUGGUCGUGGGUCGAUGGUACCCCCUUCACCUUCACUAACUGGGGUCCAGGAGAACCAAACAAUGCAGGUGGAAAUGAGCACUGCAUGGAUAUCAACCUGAGAGGUACAAAGACAACGUCUCUUUAAACAGACUGAGUUACAUUUAUGAGUCUUUUUAACUGAAACCAUACAUUAGAGGUUUUACCUGCUCAGUCUUCACACACAGGA